AUGAACUCGGUUAAAAAACUCAAGAGUGAGUCAACCGAGUUGCCUGAUUGUGUUAUAUCUUAUAUCUUUUCCAAGUUAAGUUUGAAGAAUUUGGUGAAAACUAGUGCUUUGUCCAAACAUUGGUAUCACGAAUGGGGAUCAAGGAAGGACCUCACGUUUGAUCUCCAUAACAUGUUUGAUUAUAAUACAAUGCCAGACUUACCAAUAGCCCUUCCACUCUUUCAACCGAUUCAAUCUCAAUUUGCCGCAAGUUUGGAUAAUUUCAUGCAGAAAUAUCCCGGUGACAUGAUCCGUUCAAUCCGACUCAAUUUUCCAUUAGAUAAUGAUCAUACUUAUGCCAUUGAUGAAUUGGUUCACAAAGGAGUUCUUAAGGGUGCCAAUCGUAUUGAGCUGCUAUUAGCAUAUAAAACUGAUUUAAAAGUAGAUCGAGAGUCGUACAAAACUGAUUUUAAAUUAGAGCCAUACAAAUUUUUAUUUCCUCACUUGUCUGGCCCUAAUUCUCUCACAUAUCUACACCUACAGAACUGCCACAUAGCAGCAACUAUGGAAUUUUCUGGAUUGAAGAAUUUGAAAACUCUUGUGUUGACUCUAGUUCCUGUGGAGCAGAAUAUGCUUCAGGAUCUGUUUUUAAACACCCAUCUUGAAAACUUGACUCUUAAUCUAUGUUGGAUCCUAUCUGACUUAAAAAUAAAUAGUACAACAUUGCUUCACUUGAAAGUUAUCUGCGGUCGUAUCAGGAAGACGAGAAAUAUUGAUAUUGUUGCCUUAAAUCUCUUAUCCAUUGAAUAUUCUUCCAAGUUUUUCUUAAAUCAAUUACACAAGGUGAAAAUUAACUCUCAAAUGUUAUCCAAGCUUACCUAUAGACAUGCUAAAAAAUUUAAUGUUGAGUUUUCUAAACUGACAAAUGUUACAACAAUUGUGUUGGAUCAUCUCCUUGAAGGUGAUGUCAUAACGCAUUUGUUUUCUAACUGUCCCAAACUGGAACGUGCCACCGUUAACAUGUGCCUGUUCACGUGUGAUUUGAACAUUAUCAGUGCAACGUUGCGUCAUUUGAGUAUAGUUCGCUGUUACCAUAAGAAUGACCGUACUUGUAAGAUUGAUAUUCAUGCUUCGAAUCUCUCAUCCUUUGAAUUUAGAGGUUACAAUCGGACGAGAAGCAUAAUCUCUCUUCAGGCUCCAAAGUUAUUGAAGGUUUUUUGGGAUGCAGGUUUUAACAAGAUAAAUGUAAAUAACUAUGCUAAAAUUGCAGGAUUACAUCAUCCUGAAAAUUUCGCUAUGCCUAUGACCCUUUCACAGAUAUCCGAGUUAACGAAGGAGUAUUUGGUUCAAUUUAAGAAACUUAGACAAUUGGAAUUAUAUAUUGCUGGAGCAUAUAAUCCUAGUAUGGACAACUUUUGGAUUUUAGAUCUUGCAAUGGCUUCUCAACAUCUCCAAAAACUUUCUCUAACAAUUAGAAAUGGACAUUCGGAGAUAUCACAUAUAGAUGGUUAG
Molecule: messenger RNA, 1491 nt
Organism: Vicia villosa (hairy vetch)
Lineage: Eukaryota; Viridiplantae; Streptophyta; Magnoliopsida; Fabales; Fabaceae
Exons: 3
Coding region: 1-1491 (496 amino acids)
Molecular function (GO): protein binding
Source: RefSeq, a predicted model, not a curated record